Molecule: messenger RNA, 5502 nt
Organism: Oncorhynchus masou masou (cherry salmon)
Lineage: Eukaryota; Metazoa; Chordata; Actinopteri; Salmoniformes; Salmonidae
Gene: amd1
Product: adenosylmethionine decarboxylase 1
Exons: 9
Coding region: 207-1256 (349 amino acids)
Biological process (GO): spermidine biosynthetic process; spermine biosynthetic process
Cellular component (GO): cytosol
Molecular function (GO): adenosylmethionine decarboxylase activity
Source: RefSeq, a predicted model, not a curated record
CGCUUUCCACAGUAUGGCCGGUGAUAUUAGCUAGCAGUCGCUCUACAGUAUUCUCUGUAAAAGGGAAGACGGUAAAACCAAGAAAUUACACCUGGAUUGCUAAAGGACUGUACUUAAUAAAUUAUAACGAUCAAGCAAGGACAAACUAAUUAAGUUGAAAACGUAACCUACAUUUAAUUUCUGUUAUUGGUGUCUGCUGUGUCACGAUGGAAGAGAACGGUGCACACUUCUUCGAGGGAACCGAGAAGCUGUUGGAGGUGUGGUUCUCCCGGCAAGAUGAGAAUAAAGGAACAGGGGACCUCCGUACCAUCCCAAGGUUUGAGUGGGACAAACUUCUGGAGAAUGUGCACUGUUUGAUCAUAAGUGUGACGAAGACCGACAAGCAGGAAGCUUAUAUACUCAGUGAGAGUAGCAUGUUUGUCUCCAAGAGACGUUUCAUUUUGAAGACAUGUGGAACCACCCUCUUACUGCAAGCACUGAUGCCUCUGCUGGAACUGGCCAGAGAGUACUGUGGCUUUGAUGCCAUUGAGGAUAGGUCAGAGGUUCUAACUCCAUCUCCUCACUGCCUACAGAAUUUCUUCUAUUCUCGUAAGAACUUCAUGAAGCCCACCCAUCAGGAGUUCCCUCAUCGGAACUUCCAGGAGGAAGUGGAAUUUCUCAGCCAGAUUUUCCCAAACGGAGCAGCGUACUGCAUGGGACGUUUGAACUCUGAUUGCUGGUACCUGUUUACUCUGGAUUUGCCAGAGUUCUGGGAGAACGAGCAUGCGGAUCAGACGCUGGAAGUUCUGAUGAGUGACCUUGAUCCAGCAAUUAUGGACCAGUUCUUCAUGAAAGACGGUGUUUCUGCAAAUGAUGUCACUCGUAUGAGUGGAAUUCGUGACCUGAUACCAGGUUCUGUGAUUGACGCCACGAUGUUCAACCCUUGUGGCUACUCAAUGAAUGGAAUGAAGACUGAUGGAACUUACUGGACGAUCCACAUCACUCCAGAGCCAGAGUUCUCCUAUGUCAGCUUUGAAACCAACCUCUCUCAGACGUCCUACGAUGAUCUGGUCAGGAAAGUUGUGGACGUGUUUAAGCCAGGAAAAUUUGUGACGACGCUAUUUGUUAACCAGAGCUCCAAAUGUCGCAGUGUCUUUUCUUCCGCCCAGAAACUCGAGGGGUACAAGCGCCUCGACCGCCAGUUGGCCCAAUUCAACGAUUACAAUUUUGUCUUUACUAGUUACGCCAAGAGCCGCCAGCAGAACCAGCAAAGUUGAGGUUUAAGAAUGAAAAAGAAGCGUAAGAAGAAAGGCGGCUGCGUCGCGGGGCUCACCCCCUGCGGCUGCCUUUCUGUCCUAGCGGAGAGGCCCACUCCACUCUGCUGCCAUUGUUCAGGAUUUCUUGGCAUCGAGGCCACAGGCCCUAAUAGUUUAAACUCCAGUUUGAAUUGUAUGCAUUGUUGUACCUAUAACUUAGCUCUCUUGCAUGAAAGUUAUUUUUUCUGUUUAGAUAGUCUAGUGCACUCUUGCUGUGAUCUUGAAGUGCAUGUAGAAGAAUUAAACAUGCUCUGUUUGAGGCUGUCCAGCCUGGCCCAAUGCAGCGGCCCCUUCCUGCAGGUCUCCCCCCUCAUUCCCCACAGACAGGGCUUUCGUGCCCACUAGUCCAGGGCCCUGACAUGCUCAGAUGGGUCCACCUCUAUGUGCUUAAACAUUUUUUUUAUAAAAUCGGUAAGUUGAAAUGCAAUCUCCCCCCUUCACUGAUUAGCUUCUUAUUUGAUUUGUUGCAAAAGUGUCCUUUUUUUGAGUGCACUUUAAGAAGUUUUCAGCUCGAGCAGGACUCAGUACCCAAACGUAAAACACCAACUUGUAAAAAAAAAAAAUUUUUGGCAUAUUGAAUUUCAAGAUGCUUCUAAUCACUCAAAGAUCAACAUGUGAGCUUUGGGCCAUAAUGUUGUUUGUCAUGUUGCAUCAACCUAGUUAAUGAAUUCCUUAAAUCAAAAUGCCUUUGUCAGUGUUUCACUGAGAGAGGCUGACUGCUGGGCAAUGUGAUCUAGUUCUUGGCUGUAAACUGCACCGGAGCCAAAAUAAUUAUUGCUAGAAUUGGGUUCUCCCCUCACUUCAGUCAGCCAUGCUUCUCUCCACCUCGACAAUACAUUUUGCUAUUGAAUGUGUCCAUAAAUAGACAGGCUAAACUUUUUCCCAUGCAACAGUAUGCGUUAGUGUACAUUUAAAACAUCAAGUUGGGUACUUCAUGGUAUGGGAUGUGUAAUACAUGUUUACAUUUACACCAAGGCUCCUACAUUUAUAAACUGGGUGGUUCGCGCACUCAAUGCUGAUUGGCUGAAAGCUGUGGUAAUAUCAGAUGGUAUACCACACCCCCUUGUGCCUUAUUGCUUAAGUAUACUGCACCAACAGGAAGCGUCUGGUUCUUGGAUUUCUCAGUCAGUUUAAACACUUCAUUUAUCCAUUAAUAAUUGAAUACAUUAUAAAAAAAAUCAAAACUUGACACUAGAUCAGUCAUGUAAGAACAAAGGCUGUGCCAACUGAAUGUUGAGGGGCAUGUUUAGAAUAGCGGAGCCUGUUGAGGGGCUUUAUCUGAAUGUAAAUGACUCAAGGAGACUCAGUCGUCACCUUGUCGCUGUGGUGUGGGCCAGAACAAUGCCCUCUGCAGUCCAGCAUGGUCAGCCAUUGUCUCCCGGCCCAGCGGGUCUCCCCAUAACACACAGUAAGCCUCAGCUGGCCCCAGAACCAUGCUUGACAGUGGCACUCCUGGCUGCACCGUGUGGCCCUGAAUGGAAAUAAUGACUCAGACUCUGCUUAGUGCAGCGGUUGCCCAGCAAAGCGUUUCUUUCUUUUUAAAAACAAUGUACAUCCUCUCCCCCCCCCUAUACAGGAAUCGGUAAGCGCACAAUGGAGGCCCACCAAUCUGAGCAUGCCAGGGUGAUCCCGGAUCAUUCCACACAACUGUUGCAUAAACCAUUUUAUUAAUUUUAUUGUGCGCAGACAUUUUGCAGUGAAUUGGUCCCAAAUGUGACGCCACUGCAGUUUUUUUUGGAGCACAAUCAAUACCCUUUGUUCAUUGAUGGGGGAAAAUCCUGUGGUGCAUGUGACUACUAGUUCUGUAUUGCUUGACAGUGUAGUGUGCUGCGGUCUGUUCCUCCUAUGUAGAGUGAUGUGCAUCACCUUCCAGUUUCAUCAGCUCAUGUAGAUGGGACUGGAGCAUCCUGAUGUUUUAUUGAACGGGUGGGUCGGGGUUAAUGUUUAUCUACUUUGCCAACAGUGCUGAAGGCAGGCCUUAAUCUAUAUGGUUACUAUACAGAUAUUGAUGUUUAAAAUAUAUAUAUUUUUUAGGAUGUUGGAUUGUCUUCUCGGGCUGGUCAGUAAAAUUCAUGAUGCUUCUCCUGCCAGUGAAUGCAGAUUGAUUUGAAUUUGCUGACAAACCUGGGGUGGAUAGGGAACAUUUCUUUUGUUUUUGACUGCUGUUUUUAAAAAUGUAUUUUAAGACUGCCGUUUCUGGCCUGCCUUUAGCACUUCUGAGCGUUAUAACCUGUGCUGCGUUGCCCCAUUGUUAGGAACUGUAAGAUCACGCUAGUUCAGAAAGCUCUUAAAACACCAGAGAAUGGCUCAUUAUAUACACAAGUCUGGACAUCCCUUCAAAUUUGUGCUUUCGGUCAUUUCAGCCACACCUGUUGCUGGCAGGUGUGUGCAAUUUGAUACAUUGUACAAUGUCCAUAGACACACAUUGGCUGUAGAAUGGCCUUAACAAAGAGCGCUGACAUUCAAUGUGUCACCGUCAUAGGAUGCCACCUUCCCAACAAGUAAGUUUGUCAAAUUUCUGCCCUGUUAGAGCUGGUCAACAAAGUGCUGUUAUUGUGAAGUGGAAACAUCUAGGCACAACGGCUCAGCAGCGAAUUGGUAGACCUCACAGGACUGCCGAGUGCUUUUUAAAAAAUAUAUAUAUAUUAGUUCUCGGUUGCAACACUCACUACAGAGUUGCUUCUAGAGGCGGGUAGGACCGUCGGCACAAGAACCGUUCGUUGGGAGCUUCAUGAAAUGGGUUUCUAUGGACGCGCAGCCGUACACAAGCCCAAAAUCACCAUGCACAAUGCCAAGCAUCAGCUGGCCUUUGCCGCCUUUAGAAUAUGGAGUAGUGGAAAUGCCUUCUCUGGAGUGAUGAAUCAUGCCUAACCAUCUGGCAGUCCGAUGGACAAAUCUGGGUUUGGCAGAUGCCAGGAGAACGCUACCUGCCCCAAUGCAUAGUGCCAAAUGAAGUUGGGUGCAGGAGGAAUAAUGGCCAAGGGCUGUUUUUCAUGGUGCGGGAUAGGCCCUUUAGUUCCAGUGAAGGGGUCGCUUAACUCAACAGCAUACAAUAACAUUGUAGACUAUUUGCUUCCAACUUUGUGGCAAUGGGGGAAGGCCCUCUUCCUGUUUCAGCAUGUCAAAUCCCCCGUGCAGAGGUCCUUUACAGAAAUGGUUUGUCAAUCGGUGUGGUUGAACUUGACUGGUCUGCACAGAGCCUUGACAGAGCACAGAGCCGUUUUUAGGAUGAAUUGGAACGCUGACUGAGCCAGGCCUUUAGUGCCCAACAUCAGUGCUCGGCCUCACGAAUUCUCAUGUGGCUGAAUGGAAGCAAGUUCCCGCAGCAAUGUUCCAACAUCUAGUGGAAAGCCUUCCCUGAAGAGUGGAGGCUGUUUUUUAAAGCCGCAAGGGGGGACCAACUGAAUAUUAAUUGCCAUGAUUUUGGAAUGCGGUGUCUCUGUACUUUUGGUCAUGUAGUGUGAUGGUGUACCGUAGACGGUGACAACCAUUUCUCCCCAGGAAGCUAAAAUUGUGAUUGACGUUGCAAGGGGACCACUAGAAUUAGUUAAUGUAAGGACCUGGGCAAAGUUGACAAUUGGAAUAUCUUCCCUCCAACAUGUCUGGCUUUUUGGAAUGGUUUCUUUUUUUUCUCUUUCUGAGGACCAACCUUUGACAGGUAUCCUUACCUGCAAUGUCAUUCUUAUGCCUGUAGUGACCCGCCUCCUUUGUGUUCUAAGAGCUGUAGUGACUGACUGGUUUAGGGAAUAGGCACCAGCACAUUUCACAACUUUUGGUUACUGUUUUUGGAUGAAGUCAUAUUUAGACUUGGUGAUCUGCGUAUGGGUUAGUUCUGUUGGUUUGGAACAUUUUUUUAGAAGCUUUUUUUUUUGUGGGGGGGGGUGCAAUUUUGCCUACGGACCAACCAUAUUUUGUUUUUGUCCAACCCUUUUUGUUGUAAAACCAGUGUUCCAAACUUAGUUUCUAAAAACAAUAUUUGGAUCAUGAAAUUGUUCUUGCCUUACCCUUUCUUAAAAUGUUUAUCCUGUGCUGUGUUUUCUGGGGAAGGGAAAAGUCAAACACAUUCCCUGAUGUGAGGGUGAACUUACAGGAUGUACUGAAGGGAACUUUGCUGUUCUAAUUAUUUUGCUAUACUUUGGAUGGUCAAGAUGUGCUAAAUAUAUCUGUACUAUGAGCUUGAUGCUUUAAUAAAUAAAGAUGACUCUUC